AUGCUCGAACGUGCUGCCAGCGGCUUGGAGACCGCGGGUCGGCGUUUCUUUCGAGAUCCUAAUGGCGCCAUACGAACCAGAAGGUCUUUGUGUCAUCACUUCUGGAAGUACAAUACCUCAGGAAGAGACGCCGCCCACUGGUUUCUAGCCCUCACGCAGCCACCGGGUCAGCACUUGUCGUCCGUUCCCAAUCCUCCAUAUCGAAGUUUAAGCGCAAACGAAACCGUCUCCCCGUUCCUUGACUUUCUAUAUCCCCAGAAGACACAAGAAUUUGUGGCUCUUCGGGCAUCUCGUCUGCCCAGGAGACCGGGAUUGCGUCGGAGGAAAAGGACACUCGCCAACCCCCGAAGGACAUAUGCCUCGGAAGCCUCAAGUCUUCAGCAAAAUCCUCAUUAUGAGCCCAAAUCACGCGAGCGACCUUUGCAGCAGGACAUGGCAGAUGCGAGCAUCGAACCCAUAACGGCGAAAGUGGUAAAUCCUGCAGCCUCCAGUCUUCAGCAACACCCUCAAGAGGAGCCAAAGGCACACCGGCUACCUUUGCCACAGGAUAUAAAAGAUGUUAGCAUCCAAGACAAAAGGUCAUUUGAUGAUCUUAUGAAAUUUCUGAAAUCGCCAGAAAAGGAUUCUUCACCCGACAGGGCCUGGGUGCUCUACCUCGCAGCUGGGCGUCCCUUGAAUGCUCGUGCUUCACUUUGUGCCUUUUUCAGCUUGUCAGAGAAAGCCGCAGAUGCGGAGCGGGCAUGGAAUCUUUUCCAAGAUCUGCCACUGGAAGAAUGUACCCAUGACCAUUUUCACCAGAUCAUCCAAUCCCAGCUUCGUUGCGGAAAGCCCGAGAAUCUGGUGCGAAUCUGUGAAAUGGCCGUUGCAAGGGAAAAUGCCGAUUUUUGUUUUACAUUGGCAUUUUCAUACUUCGUGAACCGUCGUGACUGGGCCAACGCAGAGAAGAUAUGGACCUUUCAUUCCCAGUGGAAGUCUUUUCACGGGAAAAGAAAAGAAAAACAAGAAAUCCUAUCACCCGCUUCGCUGAACCCGAAACUCCCUGAAUACGUACUUGCGUUGGCAGUCUAUGCUAAAGACGAAGCAAGUGAGGUCACUGCUCAAGGAUCUCUCCGCCGAGACAUUGUGCAAUCAUUUUUAACACGCAUUUCAAAAUCCUCUGAGUUGCUCACAGGUACUUCGAUGAAUAUUCUGAUCCCUCUCAUACAGGUGUCUGAUGAUUUGAAAAUCAUGACUCUGCAACACCAUGUCAACAUCAUGGAAUCCCUUCAAUCAUCAACGAAGCAAUUGGAUUUUGCCCGAUCAAUCAUCUUCUACCAAGAAUUGCGGGCCUUCCUUGAUCGCGAUCCAAAACAGCGCCUUUCGAAAAAGCUUUGGAACCGUCAAUUGGAACUUCUCGUCAAAUUCGAAUUGACCGAGAGUAUCCAGUAUUUCCUUGGUGAAGUCGCUCACUUUCAUGGGAAACCAUCAAUGCAGACCUACAGAGACGUCUUGAAUCUCUUCGGUCGUUCUGGAAAUGUGUCCCAAGUCAACAUUAUAUUUGACAAGCUUGUGGCAGAUUAUGGCAAGCCAAAGAGCCGCCGACUGGUGACUCCACUUUUAUAUGCCCACGCGAGUGUGGGAGAUGUUCCGGGGACCGUCAAUCAAUUCCGAAGGCUGGCAGAGGAGUUUCAUCUUAAGCCAAACACGGUGUGUUGGAAUAUCCUCAUCACCGCAUAUGCAAACAACGAUGAUUCGGCAGGCGCCUUCUAUCAUUUUUCCAAAAUGAUUCGGGCUAAAAUGCGACCCGACUCCCACACAUUUGGCAUCAUGAUGGGAGUAUGUGCUAAUAAAGGAGAUGUUGGUGGUGUUCGCGCGCUGCUCCGCGAGGCAGAGAAGCAGCGGGUAACCGUCACAAUGGCGAUGCUCAGCACAGUUGCUCAAGCAUACAUCAGCAACGGCCGUCUGGACUUAGCCGAAAAGCUUGCGACAACGUGCUUAAAGCUCAAUGUGGAGGGUUCCCCAAUGCGGAUGUGGAACGCACUUCUGAUGCAAUAUGCGUUCAGGAUUGACCACCACUCCUUCUUUCGAGUGUGCUCUCUUAUGCGAGAAGCUGGGUUACGGCCAGAUGAGAUAACGUAUGCGACUGACCUGCUCCGCCUGGUUUUGGUGAGCGAACCUGAUCAGGCGCGCAUGGCCCUAAGGCGAAACCACAAGCGAGGGGUCUUGCAAGCGACGGAGCUUCACUAUGCUAUCCUAAUUCUUGGAUAUAUCAAAACCCGACAAUUUACGAUGGUCAAGGUCAUAUUUCGUGAGAUGCUUGAGCGAUUCAAUCAUUCCGGUUUGGAGUCCAGUCUUUUGAACCUUGAAGCAGAAAUACCACCCGACCACUGGACGAAGAGACCUAACCGAAAAGACCGAAAAGAUGAAAAAACUGCUAAUGCUGAGAAGCGCAUUAAGACUCUCGAGAUACUGCUUAUCGAGUCAAUAUCCCGAUGUGAUACAACUGCGCUCGCAAGCAUGCUUCAUUCAUCCAAAGGUCGAACGGAGUCUCUAGCAAAGGCUUUUGGUACCUGGCAUUAUGAGUACCUUAUCCAGGAGUACGGCGCAACUGGUGCGAUAUCUAUGGCCCGUGAACUUUACCAGCGACAGUUGUCUAGCAUGGCACCUACGAGCGCACAAGGUUCAGGCUCUUUCUCUGCUCCACUUCGCCUUGUAAAUGCUAUGAUGUCUGCGCAUCUCAACGCCGAACAGUACAAAGAAGUGGGUGAGUGUUGGCAACUUGCCUUUUCAAGUGCAAUCAAGACAGCUAGCCGAGUAAAAGUUCUUGAUAUCUUCAAGCCUUCGGCAUCGAUUCCAGGUGCCAUCUCUGAUUCCUCUGCUCAUGAUCAGAGUGAAAUUGUUCCCAACGAUCCAUCCGACAAGCAAAAUAAUCAGAUCAUCCAUUCACGCCGCUUCAUACUUUCUCGAACCCUUUCUCUUUUCUUGCAGUCGUUGGCUCACCAGCACAAGCCCGAACAAAUGGUUGAAGUCGUGGCCGAGGUCGAGGCAGCUGGCUUUGAAUUGUCAACCUUCAAUCGGUCCACCCUUGUGCAGAUGCUUGCGGUUUCCGUUAAGUUCGAUCACAUACUCGAAGCAUUCCGGAUAUUUGAGGAUUACUUCAUGCCUCACUGGCCUGGAUGGAAUCGACUUAUCCGAGGCCAAUCGCUGAAGCCUUGCGGGACCCCGAGGACUUUAUCCCUGAUUGAGGACAAGCGCACACCCCUACAGUCUGGCCGUUACCUCGGGAAGGAGGCGGCAAAGUACUGGAAGCACGUGUCUCCAGAUUACAUGCAGCCCACAUACAAUAUGAUUAUUCACCUUGCUGCUGCCUGGGAACGCAUUCGGAGCGCAACCAUUGUGAAAGGCAGUCAUGAGCUCGACAAAUUGUCUAAUACAGCACCGAGGACGCUUGAUGCCAUCAUCAAAAUGCCUUACCUGCGCGACAGGAUCCAGGGUGUUGUUCUUCGACAGCGUGGAGAGCAACCAGAUCAUGAUAAGGCGCCGUUGCCCUCUGCUUUAGGCUCCGCCCCUGGUGGUGUCCUUGGGCCUGGGGGUCGGACCAAACGUGCAACUUUCGUCCACCAGGGUAAGGUGGAUGAGGUUGAAAUAGUCGAAUGGGUCGAGCAGAUCGAUGUGAACGAUGAUAAGCAACAAGAAGUUACCAACAAGUCCGCGCAGACACCAGACGAGCACAAUCAAAAAACAGACGUUGUCAAACAAUACCACGAGCGUGCAGCACUCAGCCAAGAAGGGUGGGACGGUAUUCUCUCUCCGGCAAAUUUACUUGACUUGCAAAGCCAAGACCGCUACACAGGCAAAUCUAUGAAGGCAACGAGACCAGGCGUCUUGAGAAAACGGCCAUCUAACAGCACCCGAUCGCAGGGCAAACCACUGAAUCUUUUCAACCGGCCCGAGACUGACUUCUAA
This is a messenger RNA of Penicillium longicatenatum, 3945 nucleotides long. Its product is annotated as putative translation regulator (Cya5). Gene Ontology annotation, biological process: RNA modification. Gene Ontology annotation, molecular function: protein binding; RNA binding. The record is from RefSeq and is a predicted model, not a curated record. Bases 1 to 3945 code for a protein of 1314 amino acids. The transcript has a single exon. NCBI's taxonomy places the organism in Eukaryota, Fungi, Ascomycota, Eurotiomycetes, Eurotiales, Aspergillaceae.